AGUAUGAAUCAGAGUCCGACGUUGACGACGGUGGAGAGGCAGCAAGAGCAGCGGUUCGCGCAAGCCUUUCAAACUCAGUAUGUCUCGGUUUCCGGGCCUGUCACGUCGGGUAUCUCAUCCGGCGCCUUGUUCCAUCGGGUACAGGGAGUUCAGAGUAUCCCCUUGACCGCCAUAUCUUCAGCAGUGGCGGUUCCAACUGUAGCUUCAGUCGCUGUUCCUGUGCAGCAUCAAGUGGUCGGCGUGCAAGAAGUUCGGCAUGUUCAGCCGACCUACGUUCAGCCAGUGCAAGUCACCGAGACGACUCCUGUGCAGAUCGUACAGGCUCCUGCCCGCCAAGUGGUUGUGGCCUCUCCGCCUCCUCCGCCUCCUCCCGAAUACGAGUACAUCACCAAGCAUGUGGAGAUUGAUCAGCUUGAAGUCGUCCCAGUGGACAAGGAAGUUGUGUCGUACGAUGUUGUUCCGACAGAUAAGAUUGUUGAGAAUGAGCGACCACGGGAGGUGUCACAAGUUUUCAACACUCAAGUUCCACAGUACAUCACCAGGACCAUGACGAUUGAAGUUCCUCAACCCCGAGAAGUUCGAAUGGAUAAGAUUGUCAAGAACGAAGUGCUCAAGGAAGUUGCAAGAGAGAGGGUUGUGAACAAAGAGGUAGCCGUGCCGGUAGACAAAGUCGUCGUCAAGGAGGUGCCAGUGUACGUCGACAAGUACGUGGAGAAGAUCGUUCACCGCGCCGUCCCCGUGGAGAAGAUCGUUGUGAAGGAG
Molecule: messenger RNA, 762 nt
Organism: Guillardia theta CCMP2712
Lineage: Eukaryota; Cryptophyceae; Pyrenomonadales; Geminigeraceae
Exons: 4
Source: RefSeq, a predicted model, not a curated record